GAAUUUUCGCCCACCAGACGCUGCCAACGGAAAUCUAGGUGUAUAAUAAUUCUAAAUAUCUUAAUAUACAUGGCUCUCUCUCCCAAUAAAAAGAGCCGAACCAUGGAUAAUUCUAAUACAACUAUUGAGGAAACUUGUGAAAGCGAUGCCUCAAUUGAUCGCUUGGCACGUGAAAAGGAUUUACUGCUUCAAAAUAUUGAACGUUCUAGUCGACUGAUUGAACGAGGUUUGAGAAAGAAAACAAACGACAUUUUACACAAAAAUGAAAUAGAUCAGUUUCUUGAAAACUCUGAACUUGUGGAAGCAGUCGACAUGGAUAAUACAUGUAUAAUGCCAAUGGGAAAUGAAACAGGCUUUAUAUCUGGUGUAACUCAGUCCGACAAACUUAGAUUGGCUGCAAGUAAGGGUCACAUUGAAGGGGUUCGACAGUUGAUAUCGAUUGGUGCUAAAUUUGAAUCCGACAGGGAGGGUAGGACGGCUCUUCACUAUGCCGCUUUAGGAGGUCACGAAGAAAUAGCUCAAUUGCUAUCUCAACAACCUGGCUGUUAUGUCGAUGCCCAAGAUUCGCAUGGUUAUACGGCUUUGCAUCGAGCAGCAGCUCAAGGACAUGUUUCAGUCGUUAAAGUUUUAUUGCUUGAAGGGGCAACUAUCGACAUUCAAGACAACGUGCAUGGCAAUGCUCCCCUUCAUGAAGCGGCCUGGAAUGGUUAUAGUCAGACUCUAGAAAUUCUAUUGCAAUAUAAGGCAAAUGUAAUGAUUUUAAAUAAAGGAGGAUUUACUGCGUUACAUAUGGCUGCUCAAAAUGGACAUAAUCAAAGCGCCAGAAUACUUCUUUAUGCACGAUCGUUAAGUGUAGAUCAUAAAAAUAAUUAUGGAGAUACACCUCUGCAUACUGCAGCAAGAUACGGUCAUGCAGGAGUUACCAGAAUACUGAUAGGAGCUGGAUGCAAUGUUGAUGAACAAAAUAAGAAUGGUGAUACGUCAUUACAUGUUGCUGCAGCUUUAAAACGUAGAAAGAUAGCUAAACUGUUGUUGGAUGCGGCAAUUGAUGUAGAAAUACGGAACAAGCAAAAUGAAACGGCAGCUAGUUUGGGACGACGAAAAGAUCAAAAAGAAAUAAUCGACUUAAUUGAGUCGCAGCCAAAGAUAUCCAAAGAACAACGAAAAGAAAAAAUGAAAAAGGAGAAGGAAAAAUUGCGCAUGCAGUUCGUCGAUCAGCCCGAAAGAAAAGAAAAGAAAGGAUUCUUCUUUAAGCGGAAAUCGAGCGCUAAAAAAGACGAUAAACCGAGUAGAUCUAUUAGUAGGGAAAGAAUCGCUGUAUCGACCGGAACAUCAACACAAAUACCAGCAAGUGAUUGCUUAUAUGGUUUUUAUGGUGCUAUUGAUGGUCCAGGUAAAAUGCAUGGAAUGUCUCCUUCGAAAGUCCGAAAUGUAAAAUCUCACGGUACCAGCACAGUUAGCGGGCUUUUAAAUGAGUACAAGUCUCGAGAUGGAAUACAGUAUUAUAGAGAUUUGGCAGGAAAUGUAAAACAGGGUCCAAUAGGCUACGCACCCAUAUGUAAUUGUGCUCCCCAAAUUCUCAAACAAUUGGAGGCUCGUGUUGAGGCAGGGGAAGAAUCUUUAUAUGAGCACAUCGAACAUAGACAACGUACUUUGGCCGACAGGUUGGAGGCCCUUGAUCGAAGAACAACUCGACAAGUUCACGCCCUGGGAAAUUGGACUCGCGAUCGUCUUCAGGACGAGAGAAUGGCUCAUGUAAGGCAUUUGGAUGACAGAUUAGCCGCGGAGAGAAGGAUCACUCAUGACGAGCUUGACUUGCAUUAUAAUUACUUGACAAAUCAAUUAAAUUCCCAGACACAUUUGGUUCGGAAUGCAGUACAUGUGUCAAGUUUCAGACCUAGGUCUCGCUCCACCACCACUAGACCAGUACCUAUCUAUCGCUCCAGAUCCGAUGAGUCUCUUUCCCUCUCCACCCGCCAAGAAAAACCCAAUAGCAAAUCAUCACCAGAUGGUAGAGCUGAUUCUCAUACUAUAGUGGUUGAUGUUCAUCACGAAUCCUUAGAUGCAGCAAAGUCACCAUUUGCUCAUCAUAGUAAAGCAGAUUCUGGCAGUAACCCAGAUUCAGGAUAUAGUAGCAAAAUUUUUGCUGGUCGACAAAUUCAGGCAUCGCGAUCUUCUUCAAUAUCCGAGGUGGAUAACUGGAAAAGACCUAGAGAGAUCGAAAUGAAGCCCUCCUGUGUAACUCGGACUAGUAUAGAAAUUAACCAAACUGCUACUGAAGUUUAA
Dimorphilus gyrociliatus is the source of this 2286-nucleotide messenger RNA. The record is from the annotation of a GenBank genome assembly. NCBI's taxonomy places the organism in Eukaryota, Metazoa, Annelida, Polychaeta, Dinophilidae.